ACAUUAUUUAUUACAGAAAAUGAUGCAAGAGAGCACUAUAAAAAUGGUGUUAGCUAUAAUAUCACCACGCAAACAACAAAUCUACGAUAGAGUUCAAUUACUUGCAAUGAGACGGCCAGGGCUGGUUUAUGCCUUGGCAUUUUGCCUCGUAGUCACUACGGUUGCAGCUGCCUCGGAACCUUACAAGCAUGCAUCUCCCCUGCCACCAAAACAUCCCAUCGCACCUCCUUACAUUUAUAAGUCUCCACCACCAGUUCACUCCCCACCUCCACCAUAUGUCUACAAGUCUCCACCACCGCCAGUCCACUCCCCACCUCCACCAUAUGUCUACAAGUCUCCUCCACCACCAGUCCACUCCCCACCUCCUCCUUAUGUUUACAAGUCACCUCCUCCACCAAAACAUUCACCGCCACCUCCUUACAUCUAUAAGUCUCCACCACCACCAGUUCACUCCCCACCUCCACCAUAUGUUUACAAGUCACCUCCACCACCAGUCCACUCCCCGCCUCCUCCUUAUGUUUAUAAGUCACCUCCUCCACCAAAAUAUUCAUCGCCACCUCCUUACAUUUAUAAGUCUCCACCACCACCAGUUCACUCCCCACCUCCACCAUAUGUCUACAAGUCUCCACCACCGCCAAUCCACUCCCCACCUCCUCCUUAUGUUUACAAGUCACCUCCUCCACCAAAGCAUUCACUGCCUCCUCCUUACAUCUAUAAGUCUCCACCACCACCAGUCCACUCCCCACCUCCACCAUAUGUCUACAAGUCUCCACCACCGCCAGUCCACUCUCCACCUCCUCCUUAUGUUUACAAGUCACCUCCUCCACCAAAGCAUUCACCACCACCUCCUUACAUCUAUAAGUCUCCACCACCACCAGUUUAUUCCCCACCUCCACCAUAUGUCUACAAGUCUCCACCACCGCCAAUCCACUCCCCACCUCCUCCUUAUGUUUACAAGUCACCUCCUCCACCAAAGCAUUCACCGCCUCCUCCUUACAUCUAUAAGUCUCCACCACCACCAGUCCACUCCCCACCUCCACCAUAUGUCUACAAGUCACCACCACCACCAGUUUUUUCCCCACCUCCACCAUAUGUCUACAAGUCUCCACCACCGCCAGUCCACUCUCCACCUCCUCCUUAUGUUUACAAGUCACCUCCUCUACCAAAGCAUUCACCGCCACCUCCUUACAUCUAUAAGUCUCCACCACCACCAGUUCAUUCUCCACCUCCACCAUAUGUCUACAAGUCUCCACCACCGCCAGUCCACUCUCCACCUCCUCCUUAUGUUUACAAGUCACCUCCUCCACCAAAGCAUUCACCGCCACCUCCUUACAUUUAUAAGUCUCCACCACCACCAGUUCAUUCCCCACCUCCACCAUAUGUCUACAAGUCUCCACCACCGCCAGUCCACUCUCCACCUCCUCCUUAUGUUUACAAGUCACCUCCUCCACCACCAAUACACUCCCCACCUCCUCCCUAUAUCUAUAAGUCACCUCCACCACCAGUACACUCUCCACCUCCUCCUUAUAUCUACAAGUCACCUCCACCAUCACAUCCUAAACCACAUCCUCAUCCUCAUCCUCAUCCUAAGCCUCAUCCCCUGCACCCCCACCCCCCACAUCCCAAGACUCCAUCACCUCCAAAACCCAAAUAUAUUUACAGUUCACCUCCACCUCCAAAAGGUUACUAAGGUGAUGUUUACUCUCUAGUCGUUACGAAGUCCGUUGUGAGUUUAUAACUCAUAAUAUAUCUCGAAGAAACAAAAUAAUUUAAAGUCGUCAACCGUUGUUCACUUUUACGUUACAAAUCUA
Molecule: messenger RNA, 1811 nt
Organism: Hibiscus syriacus
Lineage: Eukaryota; Viridiplantae; Streptophyta; Magnoliopsida; Malvales; Malvaceae
Product: extensin-2-like
Exons: 4
Coding region: 20-1690 (556 amino acids)
Biological process (GO): plant-type cell wall organization
Molecular function (GO): structural constituent of cell wall
Source: RefSeq, a predicted model, not a curated record